GCUACGUCAUCAGCAUGAGCCUCGCUGCAUAGAUCCUGCUGAUCCUUUGGAUCUGGACCUUCUAGCUGAUCCAGAUCUUUGGGUUCGGGUCCAAACUCAGCAGCUGGUUCUGCUCCGAUCCGGAUUCCAUGUUUACACCUCGUUUCUUUCUUCAAUCCGGUUCUGGUUCCGGUUCUUUGUUCCUGCGGUUUGCAGCCAGCUUGAAGUGAUUCUAUGUCAUGUAGAUCUAGAGGUUUGGUUCUUUCAGGCCUGAUAACGGAUGGUUGCUAAAUCUGAAGACAGCAGGAGGAGACGCUGAUGAUGGCGGAUGUUUUCCAUUCCACGCUGCUGCAGCAGCCGUCAGGUUUGGAGGUUUCCACUCUGCAAAAAAUAGAUGUUAAAGAAGAGGCUCCUGAUGCCGACCAGCAGGAGCUCCACCGCAUCAAGGAGGAACAGCUGAGUGUGAAGGAGGAGGAGGAGACGCAUGAUAGCAGCUUUCCUUCUGUUCCCGUGAAAACUGAGGAGGAGGAAGAGAAACCUCUGUUCUUUCAGCUUCAUCCGCACAAAACUGAAGACGCAGAUUUUCCAAUCAGAGCUUCGGCCGAACAUAUAAAGGUAGAAAUGAAAGAGGAGGACUCUGGAACAGCGGAGACCAGCAGGAAGACGGAUCUAAAGAGUCACGGAGGCUCUGGAGAGCGUGGAGAAGAUUCUGAAACCGAGGAUAGCGAGGAGGAUCGGGAAGAGAGCAGAGUUCCUGAGGCAGACACAAACACUGUCAGCAAAUCUGGGAAACAAGAUGCUAACAGAUCUAUUCUGAGUCGUUCUACGCCGAGAUCCAUGACUUCAGGACGUUCCAUCGAUGAGAAAUGGUUCACAGAGAGGAAAGAAGAAGAAUCACUAAAGAAAAAUACUAAACAGCUAAACUGUAGUGAUGCUAACAUGAACACGGGGGAGAAAUCCUUCAGUUGUGCUGUUUGUGAAAUUAGAUUCACAAGAAAAUAUAAUUUAGUCAGACACAUGAGGAAUCACACAGGAGAGAAACUGUUUGGAUGUGAUACUUGCGGGAGACGUUGUUACUCACAAUGGGAUUUAAACACCCACAAGAAAAUCCACACAGGAGAGAAACCCUUUCUGUGUGAUUCUUGUGGAAAAGGAUUCGUCACCAAUGCUCAGUUAGAGAGGCACAGAAGAAUCCACACAGGAGAGAAACCCUUUAGUUGUGAUACUUGUGGUAAAAGAUUCAACUUAAACGAAAAUUUAAAGGUGCACUUGAAACUCCACACAGGAGAAAAACCAUUUGGAUGUGAUGCUUGUGGCAGAAGAUAUCCCUCAAAGGCAGAAUUAAAUAGACACAUGAGAACCCACACUGGAGAGAAACCAUUUGUUUGUGAUGCUUGUGAUAAAGGGUUUUUCUCAAAGUCAGAUUUAAAUAGACACAUAAGAAAACACACAGGAGAGAAACACUUUGGCUGUGAUGCUUGUGGAAGAGAAUUUUUCACCAAGUCGGAAUUGAACAAACACUUGUUAAUCCACAAAGGAGAAAAGGUCUACGUUUGUGAUAUAUGUGAAAAAAGAUUUAAAUCCAAGGCAAGUUUGAACAUUCACAAAAAAAGUCACAAUGGAGAAAAAUCCUUUGUUUGUCAUGUUUGUGGGAAAGGAUUCACUAGCACGUCCAAUUUAAGGAAGCACAAACAAAUUCACGAUGCAGAAAAACACUUCAUCUGUGAUGUUUGCGGGACAGGAUUUGCCUCCAAUGCAUAUUUAAACAUGCAUCAAAGAACUCACUCUGUAGAAAAACCCUAUGGAUGUGAUGUUUGUGGAAAAGAAUUUAGCUCCAGUGCAUAUUUAAACAUGCACAAAGUUAUUCACAGUGGAGAAAAACCUUUUAAUUGUGAUGUUUGUGCUAAAGGAUUCACCUUCAAGUCGUACGUAAAGGAGCACAAAAGAGUUCAACAUGGAGAAAAUCGUUGUGAUAUUUGUGGUAAAAGAUGUACAACAAGUUCAUAUUUUAAAAGACACAUGGAAAUUCACUAUUCGACCGAGAAACUGAGAGGAAAGAAGUUACCUUUAGGUAAAGAAAAAAGAGCUCAUGUCUGAAGGACAUGUAAGGAUUCGGUUAUUUCUCGCUCUGUUUUCUUAUUACAGAAAUAUUCCUUAAGCUUUUUUGCAUCAUAAUAAUUGAAUUAAAAUAUUUCAGUUUAGAAAUACAUUAAAUAACCGAUUGUUUUAAUCACCUUGUCAGUUUAAACUCUCUGUUCUGACAUUUUUUGGGCUGAAGUAUUUUUUAUUUUAGCAAAUUUUGCAUAAAUCUCUCUGUAAUCUUGUUGAAGCCCUAAAGUUGGAAACCAUCAAAAGUUGUUGGUCUUUUUUGGUUUAUGUCUUAAGUUUUAUGAAUGUAGUGGGUGUGUUGUGUGCUUAUAUGCCAAUAUUACUGUACUUGUACCAAUACAUUAUUUUAAAAUUUAGACGACUAUAGUGAGCAGGCAAUCUUUUAUUUGUAUUUUUAUGGGAAAAUGGCAUUUUUUAUUUAGAUGCCCUCAUAUUGGAGUCAUUUGGUGAUUUCAUAUCGAUGUGAAUAAAUAGACGGAUAGAAUCGUAUCAAAUCGAGUGUAAAAAAAA
Messenger RNA from Cyprinodon tularosa, 2598 nucleotides. RefSeq names its product gastrula zinc finger protein XlCGF57.1-like. The record is from RefSeq and is a predicted model, not a curated record. The coding region runs from base 298 to 2076 and encodes 592 amino acids. Gene Ontology annotation, molecular function: DNA-binding transcription factor activity; RNA polymerase II cis-regulatory region sequence-specific DNA binding. Gene Ontology annotation, biological process: regulation of transcription by RNA polymerase II. Lineage: Eukaryota; Metazoa; Chordata; Actinopteri; Cyprinodontiformes; Cyprinodontidae. The transcript has 3 exons.